Capra hircus (goat) is the source of this 3059-nucleotide messenger RNA. It is a transcript of the gene SHROOM4, whose product is annotated as shroom family member 4. Gene Ontology annotation, biological process: actin filament organization. Gene Ontology annotation, cellular component: apical plasma membrane; apical junction complex; cortical actin cytoskeleton. NCBI's taxonomy places the organism in Eukaryota, Metazoa, Chordata, Mammalia, Artiodactyla, Bovidae. The record is from RefSeq and is a predicted model, not a curated record. Gene Ontology annotation, molecular function: actin filament binding.
UCCUUGCGCUCGCUCUCUGCCCGAGCGUCUCCAGCCAGGAGAGUAGGCGGAGCAGGGCGGUGAGGGGUGGCGUAGCGCUGGAGGGCGAUGGUGGCGGAGCCGCUGGGGGCGGAGGCAACGUAGCCCCCGCAGAAAAGGAGUCCCGCCGCGCCUGAGCCGAGCGGAGGAUGGAGAACCGGCCUGGGUCCUUCCAGUACGUCCCUGUGCAGCUGCAAGGGGGGGCGCCCUGGGGCUUCACCCUUAAGGGGGGUCUGGAACAUUGCGAACCGCUCACGGUGUCUAAGAUUGAAGAUGGCGGCAAGGCAGCCUUGUCCCAGAAGAUGAGGACUGGUGAUGAGCUGGUGAAUAUCAAUGGCACUCCACUGUACGGCUCCCGCCAAGAGGCUCUCAUCCUCAUCAAAGGCUCCUUCCGUACCCUCAAGCUGAUUGUCAGGAGGAGAAACGCCCCUGUCAGUAGGCCGCACUCAUGGCAUGUGGCCAAGCUGCUGGAGGGAUGCCCUGAAGCAGCCACCACCAUGCAUUUCCCUUCUGAAGCCUUCAGCUUGUCCUGGCAUUCCGGCUGCAACACGAGUGACGUGUGUGUGCAGUGGUGUCCACUCUCCCGGCACUGCAGCACUGAGAAAAGCAGCUCCAUUGGCAGUAUGGAGAGCCUGGAGCAACCAGGCCAAGCCACCUAUGAGGGCCAUCUCUUGCCCAUUGACCAGAGCACAUACCCCAACCAGCGUGACUCAGCCUAUAGCUCCUUCUCAGCCAGCUCAAAUGCCUCUGACUGUGCCCUUUCCCUCAGGCCAGAGGAGCCAGCCUCUGUGGACUGUAUCGUGCAAGGCCCAGGGCCAACUAAAGCCCCUAAUGGUCGCCCUAAUGUGGUUGAGACCUCAGGAGGUGGCUGUCACACCAGUGGGGGUCACCUGACUGCUAGCUCCCAGAUGUCAUCCUGUCCACAGGAGGUCUCCCACUCAGAGCCUGCCAAGGCUGCCAGGGGUCCCCCUCAACCUCCAGUGAGGCGAGACAGUCUUCAGGCUUCCAGAGCCCAACUCUUCAAUGGAGAGCAGUGCAGGGCUUCUGAGCUUAUAGAUUCCUUGCAACAGAAGGAGAAACCUAGCUUGGACACCAUGCUAUCCCCAAGGAACCCUAAUAGGUUCUGCUGCCUCAGCGGGCAAGACCAAGUGACAAAUGAGGGCCAUCAGAUCUGUGAGCUCAGCCAACCUCCUGAAUCUAGCCAGAAGGGCUCUGAGCAUCUACUGAUGGAGGCCUCAGCCAAAGCUGUCGGAGUCCCAAAAGCAUAUGACAAAACUUCCAGCAAAGGUUCCAGCCCACUCAACCAGGCUUCAGCAGAGCUAGCUAAGACUUCUUCUUUUGGCAGCUCUCCACUCCUCACAGGACCCACAGGGCAUCGCCAUAGUGCCCCUGAACAGCUGCUAGUGUCCCACUUGCAGCGUGUGCACCUCGAUACUAGGGAUUGCAAGGGGACAGAGCUCCAAGCUGGGCAGGAUGGGCAGGAGUGGACUGUAUCCCCUUUGCACAUGCACAGUAGCCACACAAGCAAGAAAAGCCCAUGUGCCCCUGCAGGAGGAACCCAGGACCAGCCGAGCAAAGAGAGAAAGACCAAGCCAGUGGAUGAUAGACCUCUGGGUUCAGGUCAUCAGAGCCCAAGCUGUUCCCCACAUGGAGAGGCUGACGGACACCAUCCAGAAAGAGGUUUCCAGGCUCCAAACAGAGCAAGCAGAGCUGACAGUGAACUGGUCAGCCAGCAGUCCUCUGGCUCCCUUGCUCAACAAACUAGGGACUGUUCUCCAACCUCUAAAGUAGCUGGCAGCACAGAGGCAACUGAGGAAGGGGACAGUGAGCCCAAGGAGUGUGGCCGGGUGGGCAGUAAGCGAAAUGGAGGGUACCGGGGCCGCUCGAUCCAAAACCGGCGGAAGAGUGAACGUUUUGCUACCAAUCUACGUAAUGAAAUUCAGAGGAGGAAGGCCCAGCUCCAGAAAGGCAAAAGUCCCUUGUCACAGCUGUGUUACACCAAGGAGCCAGUGGAAGAGACCGAGGAAACCCUGGAGAGUCCUCCACUUCCUUCCUCUAACUCAGCCCUUCUAUCUUCAUAUAAAAAACCACCAAGCCCCAGAGACAAGCUCUUCAACAAGAGCAUGAUACUCAGGGCUAGGUCUUCAGAGUGCCUCAGUCAAGCCCCUGAGGGUCAAGAAUCUAGGAUUGGCUUGGAGGGACGAGUGAGUCCUGGCCAGAGAUCUGGCCAGUCCUCUUUGAGCCAAAACACCUGGUGGAAAGCAUCUGACCCAUCCUCGUCAGACUCUGAGAAAGUCAGCAUUCACCAUGGAGUCUGUGGAGGUCGCUGGAGAUGGUCACCAGAGCACAGCCUGCAGCCACAUGUGGCACUAGCCGUGGAAGGCCCUUCCAACCCAGGGGACAAGGAAGUGAAAGCAUCUACUGUCCAAGCUGGGGAGGAAGCCAUCCUCUUGCCCUUUGCAGACAGAAGAAAGUUCUUUGAAGAGAGUAGCAAAUCCUUAUCUAUGUCUCAUUUGCCAGGUUUAACCACUCAUAACAAGACUUUUACCCAGAGACCAAAACCUAUUGACCAAAGCUUUCAGCCAAUGAGCUCCAGCUAUAGAGAAUUGAGGCGCCAUCCCAUGGACCAAUCAUAUCACUCCACAGACCAAUCCUAUCAUGCCACAGACCAAUCAUAUCAUUCCAUAUCACCCCUUCAGUCAGAAACUCCCACUUACACAGAAUGUUUUGCAAGCAAAGGUCUAGAACAAUCCAUGUGCUGUAAGCCACUACACUGUGGUGAUUUUGAUUACCACAGGACAUGCUCUUACUCCUGCAAUGUCCAGGGAGCUGUAGUCCAUGACCCUUGCAUUUAUUGUUCUGGGGAAAUCUGUCCUGCUUUGCGAAAGAGAAAUAUGAUUCCAAACUGCUACAAUUGCCGGUGCCACCAUCACCAGUGCAUCCGGUGUUCAGCUUGCUGUCAUAAUCCCCAGCAUGGUACCCUCGAGGACAGCAGCUUGAAACCUGGCAACACUUGGAAACCCAGGAAGCCAACAGUGCAG